UGUAGUUUUCAGCUGUUACAUGUAUUGAUUGAGUUUUUACAACAGUGUAUAUUUUUGUAAUGCCCAUGUCUUGUUUAUGCUAUCCAUACGUGGCUGUGGCUGGAAAAUGAAUAUAUUUGCUGGCAAGAUGAUAAUUCAGCGACAGCGCUAGCUAUAACACUGUUAUUGUCACAAGCAAAACAAAGUGCAGGCCUGAUAUUUGCCUACACUUAAAGGCACCGUAUCUUUUCAAGUAAUUUUUUUCAUAUGCUGUUUUCCCUUCUAUCUUACCAGUUAUUUGUCACGUUUUGAAAUUGCUGUUUUUAAGUCAUUGGAAAGUAGAUUACCCAGAUGUUCCGCAUUAUUUCUUUAAUCAUGUAUUUGCUAUUGGCACUAGUCAUGGUUGAGAGGUACGUUUAUAAAUCUGCAGUUUUGUCACGUGUUUACAAAGUGUCGCUAUUAAAGUUUUUAGUAGGACAGUUUGAGGACUAGUUAGGCGCGCCGCGGUCUACUAUGGGGGCCCUGCUGCGUGCUCGGUCCUCGUUGCCAUGGAAACCAUGUUACAGUGUUGUGAUCUGUCAUGCUAGAGAUAACCGUGAGCUAAACGGACCAAAGUCAAUAACUUAAGAAGAAAAAUAGUUUGUUUUGCUAUUAUUCAGCCUUCAUAUUGUCACUAGAGAUGUCACCACAUAAAGACAUUAAAUUGCCGCCUUUACUACAUUCACAAAAGCAAAGACUUACAUGCGACCAUACUCAAAAUUACACUGUUGAGACAUCAGAGGAAGGUCAGGCAGGAGAAAGUUUUGGUGCUUUUUCUGUCCAGCCUGUAUCAAGAAAGUUGUGCUGGAUAGGUAGCAGUUACAUUUAUGCAGGCGCAGGGAGGAAGCCCCAACUCUUGGUGCACCUGGAGAGCUACGUGAACAAGGAGUUGCAUACUCUCAGCUCCCAUGAGCCAAAAUUUCAGGAACUGAAACUGCAGGUCUAUCGUGACGUCUUUGGAUGUUUCAUCAAAGAGUUCAAAACCUACCAGCCCCUUCUUUCGGCCAUCAAAAAGGAGUACGAAAGCACUUUAGCACAUCAGCAGGAUCAAAUCCGAGAGCUGGAACCACUGCAAACUCAUCUGAGGCUGGUGACAGAGGAAUGUGACAGGAGGAUUCAAGCUCGCAGGGCAGAGGAGCAGGCUGAGAUUGCAGCCUUGAAAAGGGAGAAUCAGCAACUGCAGAAAGACACUGAGGCCAUGAGGGAGAGGGAAAAGACUAUGCAGGCAUUGGUGGACCGUCUACAGUCUGAACUGUCCAGCCAGUAUCUGCUGUACCGGGAGGAACAUGAUGCCCGCAAGCUGCUGAUCUGGCAGCUCAAUGACCUGACGAGAGGCUCUGUGAAGGAGGAGCAUCCUCCUGAUGAAAAUUCAGAUGAGCCUACGGACCCCUUUGAGCUGCAGCUUUUUCUGAAGGUGUGUCGGGAAGACCUGACUAAAGCCCAGAAGGAGCUCAAUAGGAUGAAGGCUGAGUACUGGGAUGUCGUGCCACGACGCAACUGGGAGACUUUGGAGCAAACACACAAACAGACCCUCCUGCAGUUGAAGACUCUGCAGGGUGACUUUGAACAGUUGAAGAGUGAAUACGACACCCUGCUGGAGCUCCACAAAAAGGGCAGCAUGCAGAAUGAGCCGCAUGAGCCCAUUAAUGUGCAGAUGGAUGAUAGUGUGUGCCAAGACCAAAGCCAGAUUCAGUCCAACCAACUGAAAGUGCCGAUUGACUCUGAUGCCCCUGAAAGCAGCACACUCACUGUCCAGGAAUUUAGGACAGCCCUGAGGACAGCAUUCCCUCUCAAAUCAGAUCAGGAAAUAGAUGAACUUGUGGCCUCAGCUCAAAGUGAGCCACACUGCAGCAAUGGCUCUCUCUCAUCUCAGAGACUCCACAGCCUGCUUGCAGAAUGCGGUGUGGAGACCCUACCUGCAGCUCUCGACAACUCAGAGGAAAAUACUGCAUCAAAUCAUUGUCCAGAAACUGAUAGAAUACUGUAGUAUUUACUUUAUUGAUUGUUAGUGAGGAUCAACUUUCCAGCAUUGGAGUAUAGAAAAUGUGUAGGGUACCUUAAUUCUUGGUACCUAAUUAAUGACAAAUUAUUCCUUGUUCCCACAGUACAUUUUUAAUAAUUACUUCAAAUUAAACAGCUGUAAAUAUAUGUGCAAUGAUAUUUCAUUAUCUUUGACUACUGUCAGAGACUUAAAACAACAAUUGUUCGGCAACAAUUAAUCACUAUCAACUUAUAAUGAUGAUGAUGAUAAUUCAAAUGGCUGUUUAUUAGUAUGUGUCUUAAUCCCUGUAUAGACGAUUCAUAACAGCUUUGAAAUACAGCUUAACUUCCACUAUGUUUGUAGUUUUUCAUGAGAUUAGGUGUUUGGAUGGGUAUCCACCGGCCUCAGUGUCCUUGAAGUACAAGGUCUGGAAAAAGAGAUUAAUGAACGUGCUGUUAUUGAUAAAGUAACCACCCCAGAUAAGCUCCUUUAAUAAAUGGACAGUAACCUAGAGCCAUUUUUACUUUACGUGCUGGCGUCAUGUAUGAAAAUGUCUGGUCCUUUUUUCUUUUUACACGUAUUAAUAUGCAAACCAAACACAAAAGUCUAGAAACUGACACUUUACUUACUUGUUGUUUUGUUGACUGGUAAUUGUACUUUCUGAAAACACCUUUUCAAUCUACUGACUCAGACAUAACAGGAAAUGUUGGGUAAAGACACAUGACUUUGAGAUUUGGUUCAAGUUUCAUUUUUCUGUCUUUGCUGUUUACACAUAUACACAUACAGUUUGGAAAAUGAACUGCGAACGUCAUUAUGGAAUAAUGAUAAAUACUAGGAAGGACCACUGCAGUGGAUGAAGCAUC
Scatophagus argus is the source of this 2862-nucleotide messenger RNA. RefSeq names its product translin-associated factor X interacting protein 1 (gene tsnaxip1). The transcript is spliced from 11 exons. Gene Ontology annotation, cellular component: cytoplasm. The record is from RefSeq and is a predicted model, not a curated record. NCBI's taxonomy places the organism in Eukaryota, Metazoa, Chordata, Actinopteri, Scatophagidae. The coding region runs from base 659 to 2005 and encodes 448 amino acids.